GGUGGAUGUUUGGCUGAAUUGCGUUCUCUGUUUACUUUGCUUUUCUCUCUCGCGUAGUGCGAAUCGUAGGAACAACGGUUUUACCGAACGACAUCCGGUAACCGGAAGUUGUAGUGCUGUGGUGAGCGUGUGAGCGCCGAACACGAAAUUGCCUAGCGGCGUACCAAAUCGCCCUAAACCGCUAAGGGAAAAAUACACAGUGUGCCAACGAAUAUUAUCGCCAAAAAAUUUCCGUUCGAAUCUAAGCAAGAGUGACAGAGUGUGUACGAGAUGGCAGAAAACAAAGGAAUGUUGCUGGCAAAAUCCGUCCAGAAACAUGCUGGCCGCGCCAAGGAAAAGCUUCUACAAAAUCUCGGCAAAGUCGAUCGGACGGCAGAUGAAAUUUUCGACGAGCAUUUGACAAACUUUAACCGACAGCACACCUGUGCCACUAGGCUGCAGAAAGAGUUCAGCAACUACAUCAGAUGCGUUCGUGCCGUACAAAAUGCCUCGAAAAGCCUAAUGGAUGCCAUAACCGAAGUAUACGAAAGCCAGUGGACCGGUUCGGAAGUGCUGUACGGUCAGACCAAAACCAUCGAUACACAGUACCAGCAGUUUUCGUACAAGCUGGCCGAUCAGGUGCUGAAGCAGCUGGACACCUACGCGUUACAGUUUCCGGAAAUGAAGAAAAAGAUCGACAAGCGUGGCCGUAAGCUGGUAGACUACGAUAGCCAGAGGCAUUCUUUCCAGAGCCUGCAAGCGAAUGCCGCCAAGCGCAAGGAUGAUUUGAAGGUUACACGAGGCCGCGAACAGCUGGAGGAUGCAAAGAGCACAUACGAGGUGUUGAAUUCCGAGCUGCACGAUGAACUGCCGGCCCUGUACGACUCUAGAAUACUGUUCCUGGUGACGAACUUGCAGACGUUGUUCGCCUGCGAACAGCAGUUCCACAGCGAAACGUCAAAGGUGUACGCCGAUUUGGAGGCGAUCGUCGACAAACUGGCCACCGAAUCCCAGCGCGGUUCUUACACGCUGAAGAAGAUCAAUGCUAACUCAAAUCCCUCUAGCCCUCAGCAGUCACCAGUGAAAGCGAAUUUAUCGAUUGUGAACAAUGUCACUAACGGUUCGGCCAAUGCUAACGGACAUACCUCCGCGCAAAAUGUGCUCCCGUCGCCGAGAACGCCAUCGCCCCAUCAGCAGGAACAGCAGGAAGACGAUGAACCGUCCUAUCAGAACACGGAGGUGGUAAAGGCAGCUGCCGCCGCGGCCAAAACACCAACGCCGAACGGUACGGCUGCCGGUGGCGGUAGCGCAAAGCACGAACCGGAGCUGAACGGCAAUAAUGCGGGCACAUCGGCACCGAAGGAAAAUGGCCACCAGCAGCUGCCGGAGGCGGUGACGGAAAGCACACCGGCCACCACCACAAACGGUACGCUUCAUCCUCAUCCGCAGUCAUCCACUAAUCAGCUUCCAACACCACCACAACAAACCGACCAACAAACGCACAACAGCACGACCGCCAACGGUGGCAUCAACACCAUCAGCAGUAACGCUCGGAUGGUGCCGGAAAAUGGGGUGCCGGAACGUAAACCACCCACCAAUGUAACGGUGGCACCGAAAACGGAUGUAACCGCCGCUGCUGCUACUGCUGCUGAUGCUGUUGCUGCUAGUGCUAAUGCUGAUGCGGACGAUCAUCCAACGCCCACUACUACCGGCGCAGCUGUUUCACAAACAAGUGCAACGACAACGGAAUUACCACCGGGCGUUUUGUAUCGCGUGAAAGCUACGUACAAGUAUGUGCGGGAAGAUGUCGACGAGUUGAGCUUCGAGGUUGGCGACGUUAUCAAUGUGGUCGAGUACGAAGAUCCGGAAGAUCAGGAGGAAGGAUGGCUGAUGGGUACGAAGGAUGGCUCAACCGAGAAGGGCAUGUUCCCAGCCAACUUUACCCGGCCUCUGUAAUGGCGCAACCAACCGGAGGCCAGCCCGCCCUCCCGUUUGGUCGGACCGGACUCGGAUAAAAUAGCAGCGUUUUAAAACCUUCGAAUCCCGCGCUUACCAAAUGGCCAGCUGAUGCACACUCUCAAAAAAAAAAAACCGCCCAACCGCCAUCUUCCAGCGCCAACUCCCCGGACCGGACCGACUCCAUUCAUCCAUCAACGCGCGUUAGGCAUUCGAAAAUUAGCAGGCCCACACACACAUUGCGCCGUUUAUCGUCUUAAUCGAGCUAGUAGCCAUGGGAAAAAGGGCUUUUCAUUUGUACCGGAAACAGGUGCAGUGGAGGGGGGAGGGCGUGUCUUUCCUCUCCCCGCCCACCAUCACAAUUCACAUCCUCAACACAUCCUCCGACAUAGCCAGUUAGUCAUCCGUGAUUUGACAGUGUCAAAGCGAGAAGCGUAUGCGAGAGAGAGAGAGAGAGAAAAAAGGAAGAAGAGGUAAUCAAAUCAGCAUAGAAGAUCUUUCCGGAAGGUUUUCAAAUUACUUCACGUUUCGAGUAGCGAAUAAUGUUGUGUAUCGUAUUUUUUUUUUCUUGGCGAGUAGCGAAAUCAGCGCCAGGAUUGCUGCAGGCAUACACACACACAAAGCUGGGAGGGGAUUAGUAGCUAGUGUAUGUCCUCAAUACGUAUGGUGGAACACACUGAAUGGUAGUAGUGACAGGCACCGUUUUGUUGUUGUUUUUAAUUUUUGAUUUCUUUCAUUUUAUCAUGAGAGCGAGAGAACGAGGCAGCAGAACACGACCCUUAAAAAUGCUGGGUCUUUCCCGGCCACCCCCAUCCCGCGGAUAGGGUAAUCAACAACUGCAUUACUAUUAACAGCGCUAAAACAAAAACUAAUGCGACUACUAAUCGGUUUUGCGUGGGGUGCGUGUGCCACCGUACGCACGCACCCGCUCGAGUCAUCAUCUAAUCAUCUUACUGGUCAUCCUCGAUUCGUGUGUUGCAUCAUUCAUGAUCACGGGGGAGAUUGCAAAACAAGAAAACUGCGAACUAAUGAAUAAAGUGUGCCUUUUUUUUAGUAAACAACAAGAAACAAAGGAAGAAGCAAACGUACUGGUUCGGAAGUAAAAACAAACACACACACACACAUACACAGAAGCGCAAAAAUUGGGCAACUAACGAAUGUAUUUUUUGUUUUUGUUUCGUUUUAAGUAAGCUGUUAUCGUCUCGUUAUUUUAUGUUAUUAAAUUACAUCGUUUACGCAGUUUCUUCCUUUCUUUCUUCUAUUGUUUGUCUGUAUUUACGACAACCCCUGCUUUCCUUCCUUUCACGGCCGCAUGUAGGAUGUAGUUCCCCGUUUUAACCGAGGUUUUUUUGUUUAACUUUCGAAUAAAUAUUUCAUGUGCAUUAAAUAAAACCAACCCAACCGACCUUACACAUCCUAACAUAUUAGCGUCAGAAGGAAGCGUACCACUGGUACGUACAAGGAUGAGUUUUCGCGUUUUGUGUAUUUAUGGUAGUACAGGCGAAAGGUUAGAUGAAAUGGUAGAUUAGCGUAUUUCAUCUACUGGAUGAGAGAACCACACUACCCGGACAGUUAGAGACGUAAGCGAUGAAACAUUAUCGAGAGAAAGAAAUAAAUCAUUUUGUUUGCGAUAUUCUGA
Anopheles moucheti is the source of this 3574-nucleotide messenger RNA. It is a transcript of the gene Amph, whose product is annotated as amphiphysin. Gene Ontology annotation, molecular function: protein binding; phospholipid binding. The coding region runs from base 271 to 1935 and encodes 554 amino acids. The transcript is spliced from 10 exons. NCBI's taxonomy places the organism in Eukaryota, Metazoa, Arthropoda, Insecta, Diptera, Culicidae. Gene Ontology annotation, cellular component: cytoplasm; plasma membrane. The record is from RefSeq and is a predicted model, not a curated record.